AAUAAUCUUUGAAACCCGCAAUCCAGACCGUAAGUAUAAAUCACCUAACUUCAAAUGAGAUGGGUUGUGCAAAAUCUCGGAUUGGACCAAUGCCGAUAAGCAGUACCAUUGCCAUCGAGCGUUCUGACCGUCGAAAAGAGUCAAGACCCAACGGGAAAGCGCGGAGGCGAAUCCGUUUUCGCGCAGUGAAGGUUACACCCGCCAAGUCUCACUUAGGAGGAGGCGACAAUCCUGAGUAUGUCGAUAAGCUGAAAGUCGACGUCAGCGUUCGGCCAAACAGCCGAAUGGAAUCUUCUCUCUUCACGUCGAACAGACCUGAAGAUGCUACGAUCUACCCAGACACGUGCAACGUCCCGAGACCCAGCGACCUGCAUCCCACGCUGUCCAAAGCAGAGCGAGGCCAAAUUCAAGCGGACAUUCUCCACGAACUAAGAGUUGCUGGCAUUUUGGAGUGGCGUGCAUCUGCAUCCGGUGCCAUCUCAUUUACCGUGGCUGAUAAGGUUGGCUCUGGGGGUGCUCCGCAGCCCUCACACCGCCCUCCAGCACGUCUUAUCAGCCUCAAGAAGAACUUGAACCACUCGAUGCAGGAACGCAUGACAGCCGACAAACUAAAAAAGAGGAUGGAGGCUGCCGAAAAACGACGAAAGCUUAAUCAAGAUGCUCUAAAGGAGCGCCUCCGGGUACACUCUCGCCUGGGGAUGCAGUACAGCGAGGCAGCAGCCCAGGCAGAGCGCGCACUGCAGCAGAGGGUUGCCGACAAGAUCAUUGAGAAGGAGCUAGCGUACAACAAGCGGGUAGAACAGAUGAGGAAAGAGAGGAGGGAACGUGUCCAGGCCAUGUCACGCAGGGGAGACCAUGCCAAACAGGUCGUGGAGAGCUUAGAUAAGGCCUGCCAGAAGCGUGCUGCCGACAACGUUGCCAAAAAAACAGAGCCUCUUCUUGACAAACGUCACACGUCUGGAACGCCUACGUGCAAACAGAGCGUGGCUGAACCAAAAGCACCGAGAGAACGUCCGGGAAGCAGUGGCGCGCCGCCUAGCUGAGCAAGAACAACGAGCCGAAUGAGGACUUCGAGAUCGAGACGACCGUAAACAGCGGGGACGAGAGCAAAGACGACCAGCAGUGGAUAAUGUAGACAUUAAGGGGGUGACUUUCCAAAGCGAGGCUUCGUCUCCAACGUCUACAAAGAGCUUCACUUUACUUCAUUUGGGUUCUUCUGAGUCAAGAUUCCUGUUGCAGGAACAUCUGCCGACUCCAAGCCGGUUUAGAAGUGUUUGAAAGCUGCGUUUACCGAGUAUAUUGUUAAACGUAGGAGCGGCGGAAGCUAUACGUUAGUUGCCCGCUCCGGACGCACGGGGACUCGGUGUACGCAAUCACAUUACCCAUCAUUCAAAAAAUUAUAAGAGGCCUAGGUGCACGUAAAGAUUGGAAGAUCUCCUAAAAAGCAUAACCCACGAAGGGAUCUCAUUUUGCGUGUACGGUUAAGGAUAAAACAAAAAGAUUAAUCGGCUUCACCAACAGUGGUAGCUACACACAAUAAACAAAACAAAAUUUCCCGACCCCCCCGCAAAACAUCCCGUAUCCGGCCCUGCACCGAUACAUGUACAAGUAUAUAUACUUUUAAUAAUAAUAUACAUGUAGAUUUAUAUAGCGCACUUAUCCGGAAAAACGAUCAAGGCGCCAUUCCAACAUUAUUACCCCUGCUCACAGAGCCUAUGAAACAACCCAAACACCAUCUCAGCUCCCUGGGGAGUAUACAGCUCAAUGCUGCCUUUUCGGCGCAAAUUAAAAAGCAGCUAAAUCAACCGCAAUGACCAUCUCUACCCUCACAGGUACCCAAAUUAAGUGCCUUGCCCAAGGGAACGCCACACCAUGACCGCAGGCUGGAUUCGAACCCGCAAGCUGCGGCUUUGCCCGCAAACUACGAAUCCGAUGCUCUUAACCACAAGGCCACAGCACUCCGCUCACAAGACGCAAGGGUAAAAAAGGAAUGCUUUUGUCACUGUUCAUUAGCGUAAAUUGUGCUAGAUUAACACUGGAUGUCCCGCAUGAAGGACGUACGAGACAGACAACCUCCAACUUUGUGUUGGUCAUUGUCUCACAGGAAUCUGAGGAAUUCUUUUCAGACUUGGGGGGGUAUGUUUAGUAACAAUACUUUAGAGUGUGUAAGUGGGUGUGGGGGGGACUCCUCGCUCUCAUUUUUUUGCUGGAUAUAGGAUGUCCACCGUAACUUCAUGGUGCAUGCUC
Acanthaster planci (crown-of-thorns starfish) is the source of this 2247-nucleotide messenger RNA. RefSeq lists its product as uncharacterized. NCBI's taxonomy places the organism in Eukaryota, Metazoa, Echinodermata, Asteroidea, Valvatida, Acanthasteridae. The record is from RefSeq and is a predicted model, not a curated record.